UCCAAGUUUUGAGUCACUUCACUUCAAGUCUGGAUCCGUUGGAAUACCUGGGCAUACACUACUAUAAAGACACAGAGAAGGGAAGAAACACAAGAUUUGAAUAAGUUUGUCUUAUGAUUUACAACUUUCUUUUCACAUGACAACAUUUGGUUUGGUGUUUGUGUUGUUGUAAAGUAUUUCGAAUUUGAGGUAACUUGACCAUAGCAAGGACAUAUGUUUCGUAUCCAUAGGAGAAUGUAUAUUUAUAUUUUCCUAGUUGUGGACUUCAUAACGUUGUCUCGGCCUCAAGCGAUUUUCAGAGAUAUUGAGGAUUUCGACUUGGACAUCAACAGAAUAAACAUGGACUUAGACUUACGCGAGGGUGAUAUAAUCGAGCCUCCGCAUAAGCGAAGGGUUCCAAGGAAUACCGUUUUGAACAAGGACAAACUAUGGGACCUUCCCGUCCCCUAUGUGCUAGACGAAACCCUUGCUUUGAAUGCAAAAGGGAUCAUUCUGCGGGCCUUUGAGCAGUUCAGACUAAAAUCAUGCGUCAACUUCAAGCCCAGAGGCUCUGAGUAUCACUUCAUUUCAGCCCAGAAGAACAGAGGGUGUUCCUCCCACGUAGGGAGAUCUUCCAAGUAUGGACAGCCUCUUUCCAUUGGAAAUUACUGUGAUCAUAUUGGCAUUGUGGAGCAUGAGUUUCUACACGCUCUGGGAAUCUGGCAUGAACAGUCCAGAUAUGACAGGGAUGAAUAUGUGACCAUUGUUUGGAAAAACAUAAGACACGGUCAUGAGAGGAACUUUGUGAAAGUCUCUCCCCAUGAUUCGACCACCCUGGGUUUCCCGUAUGACUACAGCUCGGUGCUGCAUUACAGUGAGACAUCAUUCAGCAAGGGAGAGGGACCUACCAUCAUCACUAAGCAACCUGAGUACCAAAAGAUUAUUGGACAACGCCUUGAAAUGAGCCCACAAGAUGCCUUAAUGCUGAACAAGCUAUACGGCUGCAAAAAAUCUAUUUCAUUUAUGGAACAUUGCAACUUCGACAACCAGAGAUUGUGUGGGAUGAGUCGCUGCACUAAGAGUUUGGUAGGUGGCUGGAAAAGAAUGAAGACUGUUAUUGGGGGGCCCUAUUCUGAUUUCACCAACCUGGGGAAGACAGACGGUACUGGUUUCUUCAUGCACGCCAGCACAGCGUCAGGCCAGGAGGGGGACACAGCCCGGCUGGAGAGCAGGGAGAUGACUCCCAGUAGGAAGUGCAGUGUCCAGUGUCUGCAGUUCUACUACUACCACAGCGGUAACGAGUCAGACCAGCUCAACAUCUGGAUGAGAGUGUAUCGUGAUGAGAGAAACCCUAACGGAACUCUACGCCACAUGGGCCAGAUCACAGGUUCCCCAGGAUCUCACUGGAUGCCCUACCACGUGCCCCUGAAUGCCACCAAAACGUUCCAGGUGGAGUUUGAGGUGCGUAAAGGAGCAGGACAGUCUACAGGUGGGUUUUCCAUCGAUGACAUCAACCUGUCAGAAACCGAAUGCCCCCAUCACACCUGGCAGAUUAAAGACUUUGAGAAUCUUUUAACCACCAGUGACAUUAACACUGUUGUGUACAGCCCCAGAUACUACUCCCCAGAGGGCUAUGCCUACCAGAUUGCCAUUUAUCUUCGUGAAAUGUUGUUUGGAGUCUAUGUGCGCUUAGUCUCAGGAAAGUAUGAUGACCAACUCCAGUGGCCUUGCCACCAUCGACAAGUGACGAUUCAACUGCUGGACCAGAAUCCCCACACUCAGCAACGCAUGUCCAAGCAAAUCAGCAUUACCACUGAACCCUCACUUCAGGACGACUAUGAUUCCUGGAACAAUCCCCGUAAAGUCGGAAUGCUAAAAAACAGGGGUGAUGAGUCCUUCUAUGUAAACCCUGCAGUUGGCUACUUAAAAUUCCUAACCUUGACGCAACUGAAGCAUAGAGAAUUCCUCAAGGGAGGCAACAUUUUCUUCCUCAUCACCAUGCAAGAUAUCUCCAGUCUGCAUUUUACCAACUCCCUGCCCUGUCCCAAAUGGUCACCACAGAACUUAAUUAUAAACCCAAACAACCGUGAUGAAGGCCCAUGUGCCACAAAGUAAGAAAGAUCAGAUCAAGGACAGAUUAGUCCCCUUACACUGUGUAUGACAGUAUUUUUUUUUGGAAUUGUUAGUUAGAUUACUUGCUCGUUAUUACUGCAUUGUCGGAACUAGAAGCACAAGCAUUUCGCUACACUCGCAUUAACAUCUGCUAACCAUGUGUAUGUGACAAAUAAAAUUUGAUUUGAUUUGAUUAGCAUAGAUUUGAUUCAUUCCAGGUAAAUAUUGUAUUUAUUUAAUUUUUUAUUUAAAAUCAGUAUGCCCAUGGUCAUUAUGUUAUUUAGAUUCAUUUCAUUGUAUUAUGUUCUAUAUUUAUUGUAAACAUCUUGCCCACCUAAAUGCCAUCCUGAGACAGAUUAUGCCUAUUGUAGUCUUAACUAUAAUAGGCCAGUAUUGAUAGCAAGAUUUACAUCUAGUACCCGUUGACCACACUCUCCUUAUCCUGCUUCAUGUCCUAUGUCCUAACAUGUCCUAUGUUUAUUUAUAAUCAUAACUAACCACUGACUGUAAUUCUGCCCUAAAAACACACACUUUGCAUAAUACUGGAUGUAUGUUUUAUGAGAUUGAAAAAGCAACAAAUUGGGUGAUUUGUAUUUUCCCCCUGUGACACUAAAUUUUGUUUGUGAAAAUUAGAAUAUCCUCAGUGUAGGUCAUUUGUCCAGUAAAAAAGUUAGGUUUGAGCCAUUUAUCUGCAAAUACUGUUGAAGUCGGAAGUUUACAUACACUUAGGUUGGAGUAAUUUAAACUCGUUUUUCAACCACUCCACAAAUUUCUUGUUAACA
Messenger RNA from Oncorhynchus tshawytscha (Chinook salmon), 2873 nucleotides. RefSeq names its product meprin A subunit beta. Gene Ontology annotation, molecular function: metalloendopeptidase activity; zinc ion binding; protein binding. Gene Ontology annotation, biological process: proteolysis. The coding region runs from base 214 to 2094 and encodes 626 amino acids. Gene Ontology annotation, cellular component: membrane. The record is from RefSeq and is a predicted model, not a curated record. The transcript has 13 exons. NCBI's taxonomy places the organism in Eukaryota, Metazoa, Chordata, Actinopteri, Salmoniformes, Salmonidae.